GUGUUCACAGGCAUCUUCACAGCGGAGAUGGUUCUGAAGAUCAUCGCUAUGGAUCCGUAUUAUUACUUUCAGCAGGGCUGGAACAUCUUUGACAGUCUGAUCGUGAGUCUGAGUCUCAUGGAGCUGGGUUUGUCCAACGUGGAGGGUUUGUCCGUCCUGCGCUCCUUCAGACUGCUGCGAGUCUUCAAGCUGGCGAAGUCGUGGCCGACGCUGAACACGCUCAUAAAGAUUAUCGGGAACUCGGUGGGCGCUCUGGGGAACCUGACCCUGGUUCUGGCCAUCAUCGUCUUCAUCUUCGCUGUGGUCGGCAUGCAGCUGUUCGGGAAGAACUACGAGUCGUGCGUCUGCAAGAUCUCCAGGGACUGUACGCUGCCCCGCUGGCACAUGAAGGACUUCUUCCACUCGUUCCUCAUCGUUUUCCGGGUCUUGUGCGGAGAGUGGAUUGAGACCAUGUGGGACUGUAUGGAAGUGGCGGGUCAGCCACUCUGCAUCCUGGUCUUCAUGCUGGUCAUGGUCAUCGGUAACCUGGUGGUCUUAAACCUCUUCUUGGCGUUGCUCUUGAGCUCCUUCAGCGCAGACAACCUCUCGGCUCCGGACGAGGACGGCGAAAUGAACAACCUGCAGAUCGCCAUCGCUCGCAUCCAGCGCGGGAUGCUGUGGCUCCGGCUGGCGCUCUGCGACUUCUUCAACGGGAACUUCAAGCGUCGCCGGCAGAAGGCCAAGGAGGCCAAAGCCAUGCUGAAGCUGAAGAGACUGAGCCAGCAGACGCACUGGGCCGAGGGCAACGGGACGGCCGUCAUCGAGCGCAGCGGAGAGGACGACAGCUACAUGACCAACCCCAGCCUCACCAUCAGCGUUCCCAUCGCUCCCGGAGAGUCCGACCUGGAGUUCCCCGAGGAAGAGGAUGAAGAGGAGGAGGAAGAAGAAGAGGUCAGCGAGAGCGAGGAGGAGGAGCGAGAGGAGAUCAAACCGAGAGACGACGCCAGCCUAUCAGAGGGCAGCACAAUCGACCUCAGGAAACCCGGCGAGGAGGAAGAUGAAUACUCUGAGACAGCCGAAGAAGCCAUGGAUCCGGAAAACUGCUUUCCUGAUUUUUGUGUACGUCGUUUUCAGUGCUGUGACAUCAGCACAUCCGAGGGUUUGGGUCGAGCCUGGUGGCGUCUGAGGAAGACUUGUUAUCAGAUAGUGGAGCACAGCUGGUUUGAGAGCUUCAUCAUCUUCAUGAUCCUGCUCAGCAGCGGAGCGCUGGCAUUUGAAGACAUUUACAUUGAGCAAAGGAAAGUGGUCAAAGUGGUGCUUGAAUACGCAGACAAGAUCUUCACCUACAUCUUCAUCUUGGAAAUGGGUCUGAAGUGGAUCGCCUACGGUUUCAGGAAGUACUUCACCAACUACUGGUGCUGGCUGGACUUCCUCAUUGUGGAUGUGUCUCUCGUAAGCCUGGUAGCAAACAUGCUGGGCUACUCGGACUUUGGUGCCAUCAAAUCUCUCAGAACUCUUAGAGCCCUCAGACCGCUGAGAGCGCUGUCCCGGUUUGAAGGAAUGAGGGUGGUGGUGAACGCUCUGAUCGGGGCGAUCCCGUCCAUCAUGAACGUGCUGCUGGUGUGUCUCAUCUUCUGGCUGAUCUUCAGCAUCAUGGGAGUCAAUCUGUUCGCCGGGAAGUUUGGCCGCUGUGUCAACCGCACCGGCUUCAUCCACAACGCCUCCUUCAUCAACAACAAGAGCGAGUGUCUGGAGAUGAACAGCACGCAGUAUUACUGGACCAAAGUCAAGGUUAACUUCGAUAACGUGGGCGCUGGGUACCUCGCGCUGCUGCAAGUGGCCACGUUCAAGGGCUGGAUGGAGAUCAUGUACGCCGCGGUCGACUCACGAUCCGUGGAACAGCAGCCCAUUAAAGAGAACAGCCUGUACAUGUACCUGUACUUCGUCAUCUUCAUCAUCUUCGGCUCCUUCUUCACGCUCAAUCUCUUCAUCGGUGUCAUCAUUGACAAUUUCAACCAACAGAAGCGAAAGUUAGGAGGACAGGACAUCUUCAUGACAGAAGAACAGAAGAAAUAUUAUAAUGCCAUGAAGAAACUGGGAUCCAAGAAACCUCAGAAACCCAUCCCAAGACCUGCUAACCCGAUCCAAGGAUUCUUCUUCGACUUGGUGUCCAAACAAGCCUUCGACAUCAUGAUAAUGCUGCUGAUCAUCCUGAACAUGGUGACGAUGAUGGUGGAGACGGACGAACAGUCUCCCAGCAUCGAGAUCAUCCUCUACUACAUCAACCUGGCCUUCAUCAUCAUCUUCACCACCGAGUGCAUCAUCAAACUCAUCGCCCUGCGCUGCUACUUCUUCACCAUCAGCUGGAACAUCUUCGACUUUGUGGUUGUCAUCCUCUCCAUUGUGGGCAUUGUUCUGGCGGAUAUCAUCGAGAAGUACUUCGUCUCACCAACGCUCUUUCGCGUCAUCCGUUUGGCUCGAAUUGGACGAAUCCUUCGACUCAUCCGAGGUGCGAAGGGAAUCCGGACACUACUCUUCGCUUUAAUGAUGUCACUUCCCGCGCUCUUCAAUAUCGGCCUGCUGCUGUUCCUCGUCAUGUUCAUCUACGCUAUCUUUGGCAUGGCCAACUUCGCCUACGUCAAGAAGCAAGGCGGCAUCGACGACAUGUUCAACUUCGAAACGUUCGGAAACAGCAUGAUCUGCCUCUUCCAGAUCACAACAUCGGCUGGAUGGGACAAUCUCCUCAAUCCAAUCCUUAACAACUCUCCGGAAGAGUGCGACCCGUAUGUUCCUCACACUGGAACGAACGUUCGCGGAAACUGCGGGAAUCCUUCGGUGGGCAUCACGUUCUUUGUAACCUACAUUAUUAUUUCGUUUCUCAUCGUGGUCAACAUGUACAUCGCGAUUAUAUUGGAGAACUUCAGCGUGGCCACCGAGGAGAGCACAGAGCCUCUGAGCGAGGACGACUUUGAAAUGUUUUACGAAGUCUGGGAGAAGUUCGAUCCGGAAGCGACGCAGUUUAUCGAAUACUCUAAACUUUCAGAUUUCGCAGACUCACUCUCCGAGCCUCUGCGUAUCGGCAAGCCCAACAAAAUCAAACUGAUUUCCAUGGACCUGCCAAUGGUGAGCGGUGACAAGAUCCAUUGUUUGGAUAUCCUCUUUGCGUUUACCAAACGUGUUCUUGGAGAGUCGGACGAAAUGGAUGCAUUAAAGCAACAAAUGGAAGAGAAGUUCAUGAUGGCGAACCCGUCCAAGAUUUCCUACGAACCGAUCACGACGACGCUUCGGCGCAAGCAAGAGGAAGUUUCUGCAAUCAUGAUUCAACGUGCAUAUCGGAGGCAUCUACUGCGACGGCAGCUGAAACAAGCUUCGCUACUUUAUCGUCAACUCCACAUGCCAGACGCCGCCAAAGAUGGCGACAGUUCACCGGAGAGCGAAGGACUUAUAGUUGCGAUGAUCAUGGAGAACUACGGCGCCGAAGCCGAAGUUACAGACACACUGUCAGCUACUUCGUGUCCGCCAUCCUACGACAGCGUCACACGAGCGACUUGUGAGCUUUUUCACUCUCUAAUCCCGGAUGCCGCGAACACGGACCUGAGCGAACCUUUCACAGACCGAGAUCGCGAGACGUUUCUGUGAUGACGGACGUCUUUUCCUUUUGUUUACCGAAUGUAACAUAGACACAAUACCCUCUGAGGUUUUUGCAGACUGUUUUAUUUCUCUUGUGGUUCACGUUUGUUUGAAUAUACAAGGGGAAAGUGUCGCAGACAUGCUCUUUGAACAUGCACACAUCAACCUUCACAGUUUGAAUGCAUGAAUGAGAUUCAUAGUCGCAGAUAUAGAGGAUGUAAUCAUCGUAUAUUAGACUGAAAGCAACGUAAGUUCAUUAAAGGUCUUACUUAAAAUGGCGUGAUUCCUUUUAAGAUUUGAGAUGACGUAGAAGAAACUUAGCGGUGCAUCCAUGUUAUAAAUAUUCAUACUUCACGCUUUGGAAAGCAUGACGAUUACCUCUUUCUGAUUUGUGUCGCUAGCGAUGAAAAGGCAGUGGUAUUUGCACUUUCUGUUGUUUUUUGCCAUUUCUUAUGACGUUUCGCUAGGUGUUGUUAUAUCAAGACUAGUAAAAGACAAUCAAAUGGUCACUUGCUUAAAACCUGUCUUUACUAAGUUCUUGCAAACUAUUGCACAUGC
This is a messenger RNA of Carassius auratus (goldfish), 4167 nucleotides long. RefSeq names its product sodium channel protein type 2 subunit alpha-like. Gene Ontology annotation, molecular function: protein binding; voltage-gated sodium channel activity. The transcript is spliced from 13 exons. Gene Ontology annotation, cellular component: voltage-gated sodium channel complex; plasma membrane. The record is from RefSeq and is a predicted model, not a curated record. The coding region runs from base 28 to 3618 and encodes 1196 amino acids. Lineage: Eukaryota; Metazoa; Chordata; Actinopteri; Cypriniformes; Cyprinidae. Gene Ontology annotation, biological process: membrane depolarization during action potential; sodium ion transmembrane transport; neuronal action potential.